UUACGUGGGGAGGAGGGGGCAAUGCGCUCCAAGAUGGCGGCGGCGACAGCGGCGAGGGGGAGAAGCAGCGCUGGCAGCGGGAGCAGCUAGUGGGCAGGGGGAGGGGCUCCGGCCCGGUCCGAGAGAGGGGGAGGAGGAGGAGGCGGAGCCGGGCUGCGGGUCGGGGAGGGGGUGCCGGAGGAUGGCGGAGCCGCGCCGGGUGCCGUUCGUGAGCCUGUCACCCGUGAGGCGCCGAGAGGGCGCCGAGGCUCCGGGGCCUGAGUCCGGGGCGGGCCGCGAGGUGGCGGAGAAGCCUCUUCAGCCAUUGGGGCGCGAGGCCUUGAAACUGCCAGAGCUGGCGCCUCAGCACCACGACAACAGUGGCCGAGCAGAGGGCCCGCCACCGCCGCUGCCCUCCUUCGAGCCCUGCCCUCGGCCUCCGCUCUUGCCGCCGCCACAGCAUCCGAGGCUGGAGACCACAACUACCACGACGCCUCCUCAGCAGCAGCAGCAGCAGCAGCAGGAAAGCCACCAUCAGGAGACGACGGCGCCUCCGCCCCAGCGUCAGACCGUCCGCCUGGAGUUGGCGCUGAAGGACCCCACCGAGGAGAGCUGCGUGGAGUUCAGCUACCCCGAGCUGCUCUCCUCCGGCGAGCCCCGGAAAAAGUCUCCUGUCACUGAAGACCCUUUUAAUGAUGAAGAGCGGGAGAGACAUGAAGUGGAAAUGCUGGCUAAGAAAUUUGAAACAAAAUAUGGUGGAAAGUCGCACAAGCAUCGAAAGGAUCGUCUUCAGGAUCUAAUAGAUAUAGGCUAUGGCUAUGAUGAAACAGAUCCUUUUAUUGAUAAUUCAGAGGCUUAUGAUGAAUUGGUUCCUGCAUCUUUGACUACUAAAUAUGGAGGCUUCUAUAUAAACACUGGAACUCUGCAGUUCCGCCAAGCAUCUGACUCUGAAGAGGAAGAUGUUGCAGGAAGCAAAAAGCAGAAACCUCCUAAAGUAGCUAAACUGAAAGAUGGAGAAGAUCGCAAUAUGAAGAAACGCAAACGAAAAGAUGAAGAAGCAGAGAAGGAGAAAAAGCCUCGGAAAAUGAAAGUGCCCAAGCAGAUGGGGGUAAUGGCUUUGAAUUCACACAAAUCUGAAAAGAAGAAGAAAAAGCUUUACAAGGAUUCCAAUUCUCUGGCUGCUAUGAUCCGGAAAUUUCAGAAGGAAAAAGAAGCAGUGAAGAAGAAAGAUGACAACGUGAAUCCCACAGUAUCAGUUGUUACUUCUACACCUAAUAAACUCCCUGCUACCCCCAUCACAGGUGGAAAUGAUGUAUCUGACCUGAACAUCACAGAUCCAGUUCUCUCCAUUUUUGGCAGCACAAAUGAACGCGAACUUCUACAAGAUGCUGAAAGUGCCCUUGAAAUGCUGGGGGACAUUGACUUUGAUCGCUUGCUUGAUGGUACUUCUAAUGGUAGCCCAGUCUCAGAACCAUCGGGGGAGAAUGGAAGUGCCAUGCAGCUCUCCCACACUUCUGAGGUCCUGGCACUGAAACCAGUGCCUGCCCUCCCAGAUGGUCUGCCAGCAAAACUAGAAAAGUGCAUUGAAGACCUUAGAGUUGCUGCCAAGCUCUUCGAUGAAGAAGGCAGAAAGAAAUUCUUCACACAAGACAUGAAUAAUAUCUUGCUUGAUAUUGAGUUACAGUUGCAGGAACUGAAUCCUACAAUCCGCAAUGGAGUAUACUCCCACCUUGAGGCUUUUGUGCCAUGCAAUAAGGAUACGCUGAUAAAGCGUUUGAAGAAACUGCACCUCAAUGUACAGGAUGAUCGCUUGAAGGAACCAUUGCAAAAACUGAAAUUGGCCAUCAGUUGUGUCAUGCCUGAACAAUUAUUUAAAUACCAGGAAGACUGCCAGGCACAUAGUCAAGCCAAGAAUGCCAAAAUGCAAGCAGAAGAUGAGAGGGACAAGAAUGGCUCUGAGGAAGAUGAUGAUGAAAAACCAGGAAAAAGAAUUGCAGGACCAAGAAAGAAGUUCCGCUGGGAUGAGACAGUGAGGGCUUUGCUAUGUAAUCUUGUAAAAAUAAAGCUUGGCUGUUAUGAACUGGAGCCAAAUAAAAGCCAGACUCCAGAAGAUUACCUCAAGACCUUUAUGGAGACAGAGGUGAAGCCACUUUGGCCAAAAGGCUGGAUGCAAGCUAGGAUGCUUUUUAAAGAAAGCCGAAGUGUUCAUAAUCACCUCACAUCUGCUCCAGCAAAGAAAAAGGUGAUUCUGGCACCUAAGCCCAAAGCAAAGGACACUAGUCCAAAGAAGGAACAAAGAAUCUGCGCUCCUUUUACUUCUUCUUGUGUUCCUGCUUCAAGUACAAGCACUCCUAUCACAGCUCUGGCCAGUUCUAGCUGUGUCUCAGCUCCAGAAACAAUCUGUUUAGAUGACUCACUGGAUGAAGAUCUCUCCUUCAACCCACCUACUUUGGAUUCUAUUUCUGAUGCUCUGGCCGUUAUUAAUAAUGGAGCUAAGAGUUCUCCUGUUAGGUCUUCUGUAGAGACCUCAGCUUCAAGACCUCGGUCUGGGCUGCGAGAAGAGAAGUUAGCGAGUAUAAUGAGUAAGUUGCCUCUGUCGUCCUCAAAAAAGGUAGAGCCUGCUCAGACAUCACAUUCAUCAAGCCUUAUAGCUGGGCACACAGGACCAGUACCAAAGAAAUCCCAGGAUUUACUUCAGACUGGUAUAUCUUCAGGCCUUAUUGCUGGAUCUUCAAUUCAAAACCUUAAGGUUUCCUUGGAGCCCUUACCUGCCAAGCUUCUGCAACAAGGAUUACAGAGGUCAAGCCAAAUUCAGGCUGCAUCCUCUUCCCAUACCCAUAUUUCUUCUUGUAAAGCCCAAGCCACAGCUCCUGCUUCACAGAGGUCAAAGGAUACAGCUGUACUUGUAACCCCGUCAGAAGCUCAGAGUUGUGGAUCUACAACAUUACAAGUUACAAGGGUUCAUCAGCACUCUGCUCAACAAAAAUACGUGUCACCUCUACAAGCAACUAUUAGUAAAUCUCAGACCAACCCUGUGGUAAAACUCAGCAGCAAUCCCAAACUCUCCUGUUCUUCCCCGGUUCCCAAGACUUCAGAUAAAUCAGUAGUAUACCGCCUUCCUUUGUCUAAUACGACCUCUGUGAGUAGUUCUCAAAUGAUUCAUUCACUUGUGUCUCGGACAACAUCUAGCACCUCUACCUCCAGUAACUAUUUAGCCAAGGCCAUGGUAUCACAAGUUUCUGCCCAGAGUUUCAAGCCUCCCUUUUCCAUGGUUCCCUCACCCAAACCGGCUGUCUCUCCCAAACCCAUGGCACCCAAGCCUUCUGUAACACCCAAGCCUACUACAUCGCCCAAACUGUCCUCAUCAAAGUCCACCUCAUCACCCAAACCUCCCCCUUCUUCUAGUUCUUCCAGUUCAAGUGCACUAGUAUCCCAGAGUAGUCACUCCAGCAGUAACAAUUCCCUUCAUAAACAGCCUAGUGGAGUAAAUGUCACCAGGCAGUCUCCUACAAUUAAUUUACUGCCCUCUAACCGCACCUCAGGCCUUCAACCAGCAAAGAACCCUCAGGCCCCUUCAAAAUUAUCCAACACUUCUGCCUCCGGAACUGUCAGCAAAAGUAACUUGAGUGGAGCUGGAAUGAAUGUACCUAUCAACAGGGGCAGCCACCUUAAUUCAAGUGGAUCUAAUAGGACUAGUCUCACUGGAGCAGCAGGAAGUGGAACACAGGGUGCUACUAAACAAUUAUCAAUUCCGCACAGACCAUCUUCUGCCUCAGGGUCUGCAGUUAUACCAGCCAGUGUGCAGUCAACAACAGGUACGUCAUUACUGGCAAAUGCUUCACCUUUGACUCUCAUGACAUCACCCCUGUCUGUGACCAGUCAGAAUGUGACAUCGGCUCCAUUGGCUAAUUUUGGGAUGCUGGGUAGCCUUGUUGUGCCCUGUCAGUUUCCAUUGGAGUUACUUGGCUUUGGAACAGACACAGCUGGAGUGACAACCACCUCGGGAACUACCUCAGCGGCUUUCCACCACAGCUUAGCUCAAAAUUUACUAAAAGGUUUACAACCAGGAGUUCAACAUGCAGCACUGUCUCACACAACUCUGCCUGCUCACAUGCAGCAAGCCUAUACAGAUGGAGGCCAAAGUAAAGGGGACACUAAAUUACAGAGGAAAACCCAGUGAUAUCCUAUUCAGCAAGGGAGCUAAAGUGGUUCUGUUUUGCUGAUGGAGACUGACUAGUUGGGAACGUGAUUACGCAGAAACAGAGCUGCUGUUUCUGUCAGUGUUUACAUAUUCUGAUCCCAAGCACUGUGGUGAGGAGGAAGAGAAGAAGAAGAAGAAGAAGAAAACAAUACUUGAUCAAAGAGAGAAGACAAAGGAGGAAAGUGUUCUUGUAAAACCAAUUAAUAGUUUGCUCUCUUCUAAGGAACUCCCGAAUUCUUUUAUCCAUUCUGAGUGUCUCAGAAAGGGCUAGGCACAUAGGUUCAGUUGUCAAACCUACAGCAGCAUAAACCUUUUUUGGGCUGAUAUUUGAUAGAGGAUAUGUGAAAGGAAACCAUCCAUAAUCCAAGGGGUACCAUAUAUCAUUUUGACAAACUGCAGGUUCCGGAGAAGUCUACGGUAUCGAACACCUAGGAAUAUUCAGGUUUGGAUAGUGUGAAGUAUAGAACAGAAGUAGUGAUUUGUGUAGAAACAAAAUUGAAAGUAUCAUUUUCUCAAAAAAAGCCAAGGCUGCUUGCCCACCAUUUCUGUUUGAAGAGCCUAAAUGUUACAGAUAUUUUGCUUUGGUAAUAUUCACCAUAGGAAACAUCACUGAGCAUUCAGAAAUUCAAAAGCCCCCUAGGGAGGAAAGGUCAAGGAUUUAUAUUAUUUUUUUCCCAGUGUUCAAAUAUAAAGAACUAAAUUAGUUUUCAGUAUCUUCUAAAGGAAGACUUUUUUGCCCUUAGGCUUGCUGUAAUAGUUCAGAGUUGCCUUAUUUUUCAAAUAUAUAUAUAUAUAUGUGCGUGUGUAUAUACACACACACACCCAUCCAUAAAUCUCUAGUAUUCAUCCUCUGUUAAUAUAUUCUUGUCUAUGGCUCUUCUUGUAGCUCUGAAAAGUCGUACACUGUAUUGAUCCCCACCAAAUAAAAAUUACAUGUAGUUUGCUUUUGUGCAAGAUUUGCUUUUAUCAGUACUGUUUAAAGCUUUCUCCAAAGAGCGGUUAAGGUGCCUUCUAUCUAAGUCUGAAGUUCAUAUCUCCAGCAUUCUUAAGACAUACAUAGCUGGAAGAUCCAACAUUUUGAACCAUUGUUACAACUUCUAGGCUGAUUUUCAUUUUGAUAGCAAUAUAUUAGGUUUUUGGGAAACAAGUUUAAAAUACUGUCUUGUGUUGCACUCAUAGUUUGUACAAGGAGGAGUAUUUUGGUAAAAUAAUAUUGAAAACAAAUAUAAUAGCAUAACGUAUUAUGCUAUAAAAGCUUCUGUGAUCUACUCUAGACACUAUAGACUCUAAUUUAAAGUAUUUUUUUCAUUUAAAUCUGAUAUGUCCUCAGGUUUUCAGGCUUAAUAUAGAAUUGGGCAUUUUUUCAAAGUUUCUGUGGGGUAUGUACAUACAGGACAGCAUAUAAUAGCUUGUGAUUUCUAUGAAACAUCAGCUGCAAUAAUUUGCACUGCUGAAGAAGGAAGUCAGAUUUACAGCAGACAGGCAUCUUGUCUAUGAAGCAGUGAGAGUAGCUGCAUACAAGUUUCAUAGAAAUAUGCAGCUUUGUUUCUACCUCAAUUAUGCAUAUACUCUCGUUGUACAGAGUGAAUACAUCUGCUGUUUUCUACUAGAUGCGUUUUUAGUCACUAGGUUUACAGAGGUUUUUCUCCUUUUGUUUAGAAAGCCAAAUAGCUUAUCAUAUUCAUUUAGACUUCUCUUUAAUUGUUUAUGUAAAAAGAUACGUAUAUUUAAAUAAUAUAUACUUAAAUACAGUAACUGAAUGUUGGGUUGAGCCCCGUAGUAAAGAACUUUGCACAGAAUUGUGAAAUAAAAAAAUUAAGCUCAA
Messenger RNA from Anolis sagrei ordinatus, 6005 nucleotides. RefSeq names its product ubinuclein 2 (gene UBN2). The record is from RefSeq and is a predicted model, not a curated record. Gene Ontology annotation, cellular component: nucleus. NCBI's taxonomy places the organism in Eukaryota, Metazoa, Chordata, Lepidosauria, Squamata, Anolidae. Gene Ontology annotation, biological process: chromatin organization.